Molecule: messenger RNA, 1200 nt
Organism: Salvia splendens (bonfire salvia)
Lineage: Eukaryota; Viridiplantae; Streptophyta; Magnoliopsida; Lamiales; Lamiaceae
Product: eukaryotic translation initiation factor 3 subunit A-like
Exons: 2
Coding region: 367-1200 (277 amino acids)
Source: RefSeq, a predicted model, not a curated record
AGAAAUUCAGAAAAAGAGAGCAUUCCAAUGCCUUCGUUUCACCCAAAUUCGUUAAUCAUCAUCACCCAAGGGAAAAAACUGAAGGAAAUUUGUCGUUGCAUGCCUCUGCCCGCAUAUAAAUAGGCAAACAAUUUUGUGCUUUUCCAUUCUCUUCUGCAUUCAAUCAGAAAAUCGACGGAAAGUUGCCCAGUGGUUAAUACUUUAUGUUCACACCAAACUCACUAGAAUCCUCUGAAAAUCCUCAUAAAGCUACAAAAGCUCUCGCACCCAAAAGCAAAAGAAGAGUAAUUGAGUUUUUUAUUUUGAAGGGUUUUCAAUUUCGCGAUCCCUUUUUUGUAUCUGAUUUUGAGGCUUCAGACGGUGGUGAUGGAAGGAGGGGAGAGAAAGGAGGCGGCGGCGUUGCCGUCGGACUACGUUUCGCUUGCUCAAUUACAAGAGCGGUGGCUGCAGAAGCAAGAAGAGACGAAGCUGAAGCAGAAGCGGGAAGAAGAGGAGAAGAGAGAGAGGGAUGCGUUGGCGCUGAAGCAAAAACAGAAAUGGGAGGAGAGAGAGAGAGAUUCGCGGGCCCAGAACAGGUGGAGGAGUCGGAAUCAGAAUCAGAGAGGAGGCGCGAAAAUUGGGGGCGGGUUUGUGAGAGCGACUGGUGAGAUUCUAGAGAAGGGGAAGGAGAUAGUCUGUGGAGGGCCCGGUGAUGGAGGAGAAAAUAAUAAGAACAUAGGUAAGAAGGGGGGAAAAGGUAAAAAAAAGAGAAAUUUCAAAGGGGCUGCGGCGAUUGAGGAAAGGGAGAAAGUUGGGGCUGAGGCUGAGGUGUUGAUUUUGAGUGAGGAAGGUGGAAGUGCUUGCGGGUCUAGCGCGGUUGAGCUAGUAGCGUGUGUGUCUGUGGUUGAGGUUUUGCCAAGAAAUGGAGAGGUUGCUCCUGUGAAUAGAAGUGAUUUGAGAGGUGGAUUCAAGAAAAAUGGCAGAGAUAAGGGUUCACUUAGAGUAAAUGAGUUGAAGCAGAGUGAAGAGGAGGGUGGUGGUAAGAAGUGUAGUGGGAGUGGGAAAGGGGAAGGGAAAGGUAGAGAUGGUGGGAGUGAGAGAGGUGGAGAUAGAGUAAGAGGGAGUGAGGAAAAAGGGGAGAGAAGGAGAGGCAGUGAGAGGGGGAGAGAUAGAAGGGGAGGGGAGAGAUGGGGUGGAGAGGGAGGGAGUGAGAGAGGAUAG